ACUACUUCAACACGGCCAAGAUCCGGGAGCACUACAACUACACCAAGGGAGCUCAGCUCCCCGACGGAUCGGCGCCCGCCUCCCACGGCGUCGUCUCCAUCGUCAUCGUCGCCGUCUGCUGCUUCAUCGUCCUGGAGAACCUCCUGGUCCUCGUCUCCGUCUGCCGCAACCAGAAGCUGCACUCCGCCAUGUUCAUCUUCAUCGCCAACCUGGCUUUUUCCGACCUGCUGGCCGGUUUGGCUUUCAUGGCCAACAUCCUCCUGUCCGGCUCCACCACCUUCAACCUCACCCCGGUGCAGUGGUUCGUCAGGGAAGGGACGGCUUUCGCCACCUUGGCCGCCUCGGUUUUCAGCCUCCUGGCCAUCGCCAUCGAGCGCCACGUGGCCGUCACCCGCGUCAAGGUCUACGGCGGGGACAAGGGCUGCCGGAUGGUGCUGCUGAUCGGCGCCUGCUGGCUGGUGGCGGCGGCCGUGGGCAGUUUGCCCAUCAUGGGCUGGAACUGCAUCAGCGACCUGCGCGACUGCUCCACCGUCCUCCCCCUCUACUCCAAACGCUACGUCCUCUUCGUCGUCACCAUCUUCACCCUCAUCCUCCUCGCCAUCGUCGGCCUUUACGGCCGCAUUUAUUGCAUCGUCCGUUCCAGCCACGCCGACAUCGCCGGCUCCCAGACUUUGGCUCUGCUCAAAACCGUCACCAUCGUCCUGGGAGCCUUCAUCGUCUGCUGGCUGCCCGCCUUCGUCAUCCUCCUCCUGGACGCCUCCUGCCCCGUCCGCUCGUGCCGCGUCCUUUACAGAGCCAAUUAUUUCUUCGCCUUCGCCACGCUCAACUCGGCCGCCAACCCCAUCAUCUACACUCUGCGCAGCAAGGAGAUGCGCAGGGAGUUCCGCCGCCUGCUCUGCUGCUGCGGGGCGCCGGGGCGGGGGGCCGAGACCCCCGGGCGCUGCGCCCUUCCCCUCCGCACCUCCAGUUCCACCGAGCGCUGGAGCCAAAAGCAGGGGCUGCCCGCCUCGCCCGGCACGCGGGAGUGCACCACCUCCGUCUGAGCUCGGGGGGCAGGGAGACCCAUAGGUGCCCCACGGGUGCCUCACUGAAUGCCCCUCGGGUGCCCCGUGGGUGCUUCUGGGGUGCCCCGUCGGGUGUCCCGUGGGUGCUUCCUGGGUGCCUCAUUGAUGCCCCAUGGAUGCCCCGUGGGUGCUUCUUGGGUGCCCCAUGGGUGCUUCUUGGGUGCCCCAUUGGUGCCCCAUGGAUGCUUCUUGGGUGCCCCACGGGUGCCCCACUGAACGCCCCAU
Molecule: messenger RNA, 1289 nt
Organism: Meleagris gallopavo (turkey)
Lineage: Eukaryota; Metazoa; Chordata; Aves; Galliformes; Phasianidae
Source: RefSeq, a predicted model, not a curated record